AUGGCUCUCCUUGUUAGCAUGAUUUCUUCUCAUGGUGUUAUUCUGACUUUUGAGUAUGUUGAGACUCUCUGGGAGAAGUAUGACUUUCAGCAAAAGGAUGGAGUAUUUCUACCCUUGGACAGAACCUCAUUUCUGGAACCUCCUUUGGUAAAAGUCGGUGUCUACGCCAAUACCUUUGAUGUUCCCUAUCGAGUUCCGACUACUGGUUUUCUUAACAAGGGGAUUUGUAGUUUUGACCAAUUGCUCCUUAUGAUAGCCUUCCCCCUCCCUACCAUAAAUUUUCUCAAGGAUUCACUACUUCUGCUGUUUCAGUACCUUCACACUCGACCCUCGUCGCCGAGAUGCCUAGAAACCUAUUUGGCACUACUUACCAUGCUUCCUCCUCCCAUCCCUUCCGAGGUUUUGUAG
Lactuca saligna is the source of this 408-nucleotide messenger RNA. Lineage: Eukaryota; Viridiplantae; Streptophyta; Magnoliopsida; Asterales; Asteraceae. The record is from the annotation of a GenBank genome assembly.